GAAUUUUAUCAGAAAGUGAUUUUAGGUGCGAGGCGUGAAUGUAAAUUCAGACCCGAUGGUAUCAGCUCCAUGAUUUAUCAGUGUUUAUGGUGUUUGACAACAUGCCCUAAAUGGUGUUAUCUAUACCGGCAUUGCUUUUAUUUUUACUGAUAGACCGUCCAUUUUGGUUAGCAUUGAUAACGGUUAUCUUUAUGUGGAUAUUUUGUGGUUCUUUUACAGUCAAGAAUUUCGGUUCGCAUGCAGAUUAUCUCUUCUUAGUGAGAGUGACAGUGCAUGAUUCCAAUAGUAAAUUUUAUUAAAUUUGUCAGAAAUACUUACAUAUUACAAUUUUUACAAAGCGAUAUUAUGAUAUUUUACAAUGAGGAACAUUCAUUAAUGGUAAACAAUAUGUUUUAAAACACAUUAGACGAUGCAAAUGAAGUUGUCUUAAAUUAAUUCGAGUUCAUGUAUUUAAAUAGGUUCGACAGUUUUUCGGAGUUAAGUGCGGAUAAUUAGGAGAAAAGCAAUUUAAAUAACACAAAGAAACAAGCCUGUUUAAUUUGAAUUAUAAUUGAAAACGUCGCAAUGUGCACUCCCGUUGCGAAUACACGGACUACUUUUUACCUCCGCAAGUCUAUGCGGCUAAACAGGUGAGCUUAUAUUUUUAAAAUGGCGGACACUACUCGUUAAGAAGUCCGCCAUUUUGGAUUUUAUGGUUAUAUCGGUAAAUAAAGGUACAAUUUUCUGCCCGCUGUUUCCACGAGUCCAAAAAGGACUAAAAAGCACCAUAACACGAAGAGAAAAAUCGUUGUCGACACGAUAAGUAAAAAUAACAGAAGCCAUUUUGUUUCGGCGCGGUUCAAUAGACGAAAAUAUCAAAGUUUUGAAAGUCUAGGGAUUACAUGAUAAGGAAUGGACAUUAAAGGGAGUUAUUAAUGAAUAUUUGUUUAAAAUGUGAAAGGCAAAACACAAAUAACAAAAGUUUGUUGCGGUCAUAGGGAUUCGUUUCUUCCGAAGUGGUUGAUCUGUGUUUUUGAUUCAUAAGCAAACAAAUGGAUGCAAUGGAAAUAUAACUUUGUUUCAUGAAAUUAUAUAGAAAAGAGUGCGCUUGAACUGGGAUCUGGAAUUCAAUAUGUCUGACACAGCGGUGGUUUCUUCUGACAACAUUCCAUACAAUUUGUCUGCGUCCGCAAAAUCGGAAUUGCAAUACAAGAUCAAGCAGCACUUCCGGGACGAUGGGUCAUCUCCGCUCAACAGAACGGCGUCGACGCAUGCGCAGCGGAUAACGUCAUCCCCGGCGCGCGCUUCUCCUCGUCCCCAUUCGUACUCGCCCCGAAACAGGUUUCAGAAUGCUACGGAUUCAAGCGAUCUCUCGAGAAGUCCACCCGGAAACCAGACUCCUGGAUACGACCCGGGAACCAGCGAUGAAUAUUCUCAACAAACUGCUUACGCCAACGAUGGCACCGAAAUGACUUACUCGCGGGAGGAGAAUAGAGCGGCGUCUCAAGAUGAGGCGGACAUUCCAACGAGCGAACAUGACAUGACCAAUUCCUCGAAUAUGUCGGAAGGCAAUAUGGCUGCCAUGGCUCUGGCGCACGAGGAAAACCGUAGCUCGCGCAUGCGAGAAAUGGACGAAGAAGGAGCCUUAAACCUUCAACAGCAGACUAUGACAAAGUCAGCCGACGACAACAACGAGGUAAUAAACUAUUCAACGGAAGGCAGCGUGUACACGCAGCUCGGCGGUCCCCAUGACGGUAGUCAACAUCUUAUAACGAUUGAGCCUUGCUACCAGCAUGGGGGCGUUAUUGAUACGGCUACGCGGGAAGCCAACCAUAGCGUACUCACUGCAGCAUUACGUAGCGGGUACACAGUUCAAAACAUGACCCACUUACACCAAUCAAAUCAGGUGACUGCUAUACCAGGCUUUGAUAGCGCAGGUCAUCUCUUGCCGCAAGCGGAUGUUGAAGCAUUCUUCAGCGAUAUGGAACGCCCAAUGGCUACAAGCGUCAGCCUCGCCGGAAUGUACUCUACCGGAAAUGGUGGCCAGUUCACGACGCUGACCAACCCGCCGGGACUGACACUCACGUCACACAGCUACCAAGUGACGACCGAAGGCGGGCGGCUCAUUACCCUCCAGCCGCCCUCCUACACCGAAACUAACGGCAACUAUGGACUGACGCAGCUGUACUCCUCGCGACAGGGUACCUCCUAUCUCGGGAGCGACGGAAAUUCCAACCCGUCCCCUUCACCGCAGAAUAACGCCGCGUGGGGUUUGGUGCCGGAAACGCUCUACGCCAGGACUAAUGCCGGUCAGACUAUUGCCGCUCAUGACCAGAAGUACGCGUAUUCAGAAAGCGGAAGUGCUUCCCCGAGCGAGCAUGCAAUCCAAGACGGCCAGUAUUCCCAUUCUUCCGGGAUGGUUUCCAAUAGCUACUCAGGAUACCUGAGCCAGGAUUUGAACGCCGGCUGGUACCAAAACGUUGCCAGCCCUUAUUCGGACGUUAGACCAUCCGACGAAGAUUACUACGCCGAGGGCCGGGAAUGUGUCAACUGCGGCGCUGUUUCCACCCCAAUGUGGAGACGAGAUGGUACGGGCCAUUAUCUGUGCAACGCGUGCGGACUGCACCAUAAGAUGAACGGUCAUCGCUUCCAGGGUAAAACCUCUCCGACUGCUGGGGACGACCCACCGGAGGAAAAGAGCAGAAAAUAUGAGCAAAAAUAUGACAAGACCAGCAACAAGACCCGGAUGGGACUACAGUGCGCCAACUGCAACACGACCACCACGACCCUCUGGCGACGGAACGGCGAGGGCGAACCUGUGUGUAAUGCCUGUGGACUCUACUUCAAACUUCACCAGGUUAACCGACCAAUGUCAAUGAAGAAAGACGGCAUUCAGACCAGAAAGCGGAAACCGCGUUCAUCAAACGGCAAGAAAUCAUCGAGCAAAGAGCCGUCUGCGCACGCAUCCCACUCGCAUCACGUGACGACGCCAUCUUUGAAUUCAUCGCAUUCGCCCUCUGGACUGCUCGACCUCAGUCAGCGAAACGACUCGCCAAUUUCCACUUCCAUGGCGCAAGACAUGAAACCGCAGGUGUCUUAUAACAACAUUUACCAGAACCACGGGAGCGCCGUCCUUGCCGCCUUAAACAACCAGCAGCCGCCGCCGUUGCUUCCGGUUGGCGCAUUGGUAUCGCAACUUAACGCUCCCGUUAAUAACAACAACAACAACAGCUAUCGCUCGACCAAUCAGGAUAUUCUCUAUGCCAAGACGCUAUCCAGUGCGAUGGACCGUGACCAUCAGAACACCAUUUCAAAAAAUAACCCGAACCUUGCGAGUCUUAUGAACUUUAAAUUUGACCCGAAAUCAAUGUCACUUCCAGUGAAGACUGAGCCGAUGCAAUCGUUAGAUUCUGAUCCCGCGAAUUACACCGUUCUGCGAAUGGAUGCCAUGUCAUACCGCUACGACCCAUCAAUGGCGUUCAAGCAAGAACCCCUGGACCAAUCGCCGCUCAUGAAAUCAUCACAUGACAUAUUCGAACCAAUGGCCCCGAAGGCGGUGCCAGUAGUUGAAGUGGAUCAUUUGGAAAUGCGCCAGCAUUCUCCUGGGCCGGAACCCGACUCGGAAAUGACGCCCCUUAAACCGGCCGCUGCUAUCUCCCAAAGCUAACGUAUGGAGUGCUCUCGACGCUUUGAUUUGUUGUGAUUUUUCGCAUUUUGACUUGAAAGGGACGAUUUACGAAAGUCUAUCCAAGUGACUUAGUUUUGUGAUCGGUCCAUACUGUGAUGAGUAUUGUGACUGUAGUUGCAUGUGCCUUAUAUGCGGUUUGGGUGAAAACAAUUCAAAUAAACAUAUCCAGACAGUCAUGAACUUUCGGAAACCUGUCUACGUGUAUCAGACUAGGUUUUGGAGGUCAGAGUAAAAAGUGUGAACGAACUCAUGUUUUUCAAAGUAAAAUGGACCUGAAGAAGACGUGAUAGUUUAUUACGUUCAAUAUGGAAAGAACCCGUCAGUAAAGUAGAGCGCGUGUUAAUUACGUAAGGAAAACAAUUCUUGAUUUGAACGAUGUUAAACAAAAUAAUGGAAGGGAAGCUACCGUGAUGUGAUGUAUACACACACGGCCUAUACAAUUAUUUGAUGUGUUAUUGUUAUGUCACGAUUUUUUUUUCAAAAACAACAAAAUAUUAGUAUCAUAAAUUGUUAACCUUUUAAAUUCAAUAAUUAAGUAAAUGUUUAAUUGUUUAUACUCUUGAAAUCUAUUAAGUUAAUUUUCGUUAACAUUGUGUUUGUACCGAGUUUGUGUAUUCUUUGCUGAUAAUGUACAAGUAGUAAACGACUUGAACAGAAACCACUGAGCCUCGUCCCUAAUCUGGGAUGACACUUGAAUUAAGCCCAGUUUCCUCAGGACGAGGCCAUGUUGCUCUCGAUGCAGAGUUAUGACACUUGAUUAAUCAAACCGACAUUUUAGCAGUUUACGCUCGUUACGUCGUAAACGUUUUAUUGGCAUACAUUCUUCUAAAAUCAAUAUUUCAUUGUAAAAAUACAGGCCGAGUCAUAACUGUUUUACAAUCAGGCUUAAAUUAAAAUACUGGAUAGUUAUAUUUCAAGCACGUUCAUUUUCAAUGCAUAAUAGACACAUCAUUUGAUGCAUGUUUCUUGAAGAUUAAAGAAACUUGGUACGUAUGUAUGCAUAAUAAUAUGUGAAUACUUGUGAUAUGGCGACUAAGGUUGAUACAGUUUGUGAGGGUAUUGUAAUUGACGUGUAUUUUAUGUACAUGGCUAGAUAUAUAUAUAUAUAUAUCGACAAAAGCCCCUUAGUGAAAUCCAGUUUGUAUAAUACAUAUGUUAAUGCAGGGGUUUAUAUUAAGGACUGGAUUGUAGGAUUGUUGCUUAGAUUUUUAAGAAUAUUUUUUAAUGAGGACUCACUUUACAAUGGGCAAGCCCGUAAAUCACACUAGAAAACAAACAAUGAAAAAGGGCAUUAUUAAAAUUAUGCCAUGUGGAUAGAAAUGUUGCUUUUAAUUUUGAAAUCUGCUCAUUUUACCACCAUAUCCCUGCUGUCUGACGCUCUUCUUGUAAAUAUUCAAUCGUCGAAUCUUACCGAACACUAACAUUGUCUGUAUUUUCAUUUAUGAAUGUGUUUCUAAACCUUUCUAUCACGCUAGGGUUAUUACUGAAAAAAAUAAGUGUAAAUUGAGUCUCGCCCUGGGAAAACCAUGCUCAAUACAUGUGCGAAUAAUGUCGAUCCAAAUUAGACUGUGCACUCCGCACAGGCUAAUCAGGGACGACACUUUCCGCCUUAACUAGAUAUUUGUUAAGAAGAGACUUUCGUUGAACAGAAAAUAUCAUAAAAGCGGAAAGUGUCGUCCCUGAUUAGCCUGUGCGGACUGCACAUGCUUACAUGUAUCAGGGACGACAGUUUUCGCACAUUCAUUUAACCCCAUUUUCCCAGAACACGGCCCAUUUUAUACUGCUUGAGCAUUUGACUUCUGGUUGUAUUGAGUUGUGUUUUGACAAUUAUUAAUUUGUAAAAUGCAGAGUGUGUGUGAACUAUAUAAUACGUGAGCAUCAUGCUGUUGUUUAACAUGUCUCAAUACAAUACAUGUAAUUGUUAUCAUUUUUGUUAGACGUUAUUUAAAAAAUGAGUAAAUCGCCCCUCAUUACAAGGCAAUUAUUUUGCAAGCACAACUACCGUGUACAAAUAAUAUACUAGUAGUCUGUUGUUAAGACACUUUUUCUGAAUUUUCAAGGGGAUUAACAUGUGUAAUAUGUAAUAUACAUAUGUUUGUAAACAAGCAAAGAAACAUUUUAUCAAUAUUGCGUUUGAAUUUUACCUGUAAAAUCGAUUGUUUGAUUAGCAUAUGGAAUGUUCGAAUGCUUCAUACGGUAUGCAUGAAAACGUAUACAAGUUUGUAUCAUAUCCUAGUAACGCAUAUUCAUAACAUGUGACUGUUUAAAUUUGUGAUUAUUAUUAUAACCAUACAAUAUGUGUCGAUAUAGUAUUUUAAUAUUUUACUAACAUGCUCUUACACAAACGAGAAUGGCAACAUGAAUAAAUUUGUUUAAGAAA
Molecule: messenger RNA, 6047 nt
Organism: Dreissena polymorpha
Lineage: Eukaryota; Metazoa; Mollusca; Bivalvia; Myida; Dreissenidae
Exons: 7
Coding region: 1112-3646 (844 amino acids)
Biological process (GO): negative regulation of transcription by RNA polymerase II; positive regulation of transcription by RNA polymerase II; cell fate commitment
Molecular function (GO): zinc ion binding; RNA polymerase II cis-regulatory region sequence-specific DNA binding; DNA-binding transcription factor activity, RNA polymerase II-specific
Source: RefSeq, a predicted model, not a curated record